Molecule: messenger RNA, 837 nt
Organism: Adineta steineri
Lineage: Eukaryota; Metazoa; Rotifera; Eurotatoria; Adinetida; Adinetidae
Source: the annotation of a GenBank genome assembly
AUGUUUAUUAGUAUAUCAGAUAUAAAUCUAUUUCAACUUGAAACUAUUAAUGAUUUUGUUACACAUUCUCUUGUAACAAGUGAACAAUUAAAACAAUUAUUUGAUGAUAAUCAAGGAAAUAAUCCACUUCCAGUUCAACUCGAACAAUUUGUUCUCGAUCAUAUACUUAAAUUAAAUGCGAAUAAAUUUAAACGUGAAACAUAUCGUGAUGAAUCACUUGUGGAUUUAUAUACAUCAAUUUUAAGUGAUCUACUUCGUUUAAAAUAUACUCCAAAACAAAUUCUUUGUAUUCUAACAUUAAUACAUGGUCUUCUAUGUCAAAUUGAACGAACGGAAAAAAGUCAUCCUAUGAAAUUAAAUGAAGCAUUUAUACAUUCAUGUUCUAUACUAAUGGGUGAAAAAACGGCGAAAAAAUCGGUUGUGUUUAAUUCACAUUUGUAUCCUCAAGUAAUUGAUUAUAUUAUUCAAAUUAUUUUUCAACAUCGACAUCUCUAUGAAACAUUACUCGAUGAAAAACCUCAAGAAAUUGAACAAAUUGAAGAAAAUAGAACAAUUGAUUUUCAUCUAUUCGAACUACCUCUCUUUCCUUAUCCACUUACAGAAGCUCUUCCUGAAUCCGUUCAUCGUGAAGUUAUUCUCAAAAUUCCAACAAUUAAUGAAACAACUGAUAAUGAUCAAGCUUCAAAUGUAUCAUUACCAGUUACAAAAGUUCCUGAGGAAGAUUCAAGUCUUGACCUUAUUGGUAUGAUUGACAAUAUUAAUCGUCAAUAUCCAAAUGUCUCACGUGAACAAAUUCAACAAAUAUUUGCUGAAAAAAAGAAACUUCACUCUUAUUAA